Molecule: messenger RNA, 2940 nt
Organism: Poeciliopsis prolifica (blackstripe livebearer)
Lineage: Eukaryota; Metazoa; Chordata; Actinopteri; Cyprinodontiformes; Poeciliidae
Gene: tpra1
Product: transmembrane protein, adipocyte asscociated 1
Exons: 11
Coding region: 188-1342 (384 amino acids)
Biological process (GO): G protein-coupled receptor signaling pathway
Cellular component (GO): plasma membrane
Molecular function (GO): G protein-coupled receptor activity
Source: RefSeq, a predicted model, not a curated record
GGAAAUUUGGUGAAGGAAAGUGCUCAGGAGACGCAGCGAUGUCUCGGACAGACGAUCGAUGUCUCGAAUGCUUACAGCGGACGUAACCUUGGAUCUCGCGUGUGUUUUGAGUCCGAUUUUCUGACUGCGACGUUUUGGAGGGAUUUGCGUGCUGUGAACCGCGUCUUCUGAGGGGGGAACUGGCAACAUGCUAGCCACGGUGACUGCUGUGGUUACAUUGGCUCAGUACAAUGACACAGUGUCGCCUACACCUCUGGAGAACACAUCUGUAUUCCCAACUGAAGGUCAAGCCAACAUCACCAAGCCCCACAAAUGUCUACAAGUCCUAUAUGAAGAUAUCGGAGGCUCCAGGGUGCGCUUCUGGGACAUCCUGCUGCUAGUGCCAAAUGUGGCCUUUUUCAUAUUCUUGAUGUGGAAACUUCCUUCGGCGAGGGCAAAAAUUCGACUCACUUCCAGCCCUAUUUUUGUCACCUUCUACUUGCUGGUCUUUGUUGUCGCAGCAGUUGGAAUCACUCGCGCUAUUGUUUCCAUGACUGUCAGCGCAUCCAGUGCAGCCACCAUUGUGGACAAAGUGCUGUGGGAAAUCACCCGCUUCUUCCUGCUUGCUAUUGAGCUCAGCGUCAUCAUCCUGGGACUCGCCUUUGGUCACUUGGAGAGCAAGUCUAGCAUAAAGCGUGUGCUGGCUAUUACUGCAGUGUUGGCAUUGGCAUACUCUAGUACACAGGGAACAUUAGAGAUACUGUAUCCAGACAGUCAUCUGUCCGCCGAGGACUUUAACAUCUACGGUCAUGGAGGACGGCACUUCUGGUUAGCCAGUUCCUGCUUCUUCUUCUUGGUUUACUCUCUGAUUGUUGUCCUUCCUAAAACCCCAGUGAGAGAAAGGAUAUCACUGCCAUCCAAGAGGAGUUUCUACGUGUACGCAGCUAUCCUGUCUUUGCUGAACUUUGUUCAGGGUUUGGGCAGCGCUCUGCUGUGUGCUGGGAUUAUAGAAGGACUUUGCUGCGUGGAUGUCACCACCUUCCUGUAUUUUUCUGCCUUUGCUCCGCUCAUUUAUAUCACAUUCCUCAAAGGAUUCUUUGGUUCGGAGCCAAAGAUCCUGUUCUCCUACAAAUCACAUGUGGAUGAACCAGAUGAAAGCGAUGUCCACCUUCCUCCAACCAUCGCCGCAACCCUCGGCCGCAAGGACUUGACCGACCAGGGCCUGUACUACUCUUCCACCCAGAUCGAUGGAGCCGGUCCCGGCAGCUCUCGCGUGGUCGGAGCGUACCUGGACGACGUCGCGUCGGGACCGUAUGGGUCAAACAGCAUCGAAGCCGAUCGUUGGAGACCUAUCAAUGUGUGAAAGGAUUCACAGCUACACGUUGUGUUGGAUGAAAAGAGUUUGGCAGGACGGAGAUCAGAGAUGUGUUGCUGAGCCAGUUGCCUGGACAACAAGAAACUAUGAUCUUGGCCUUUCUUUGAUGCCAGGGUGGUUGAAACAAAUGGACACUUAAACAGAGACUGUUUUGUGAAGGACGCUUGAUUUGUGACACUGUUGCCGGAGUGCUCUGCUGCUGUUGCCGCACGCCGAGGUUGCUCUCUCUAUUGAUUCUGCUCCACGGGCCCUUCGAUGUUAGUGCUUAUCAAUUUGUCUCAGCGCAUUUAUUCUAACUCCAGCACUAAAUAUCAACACCUCUGUUCUUAUUUAUCCAGUUUAAAGCCAGUUUUAGAUGCCCGAUUUUGCUAAAUCUGACGCGUGAUUUAGUAAUGCGACACUUGACGUUUUUGCCGAAAGGUCUGAGGCCCAAUAUGAAGGAGUUAAUGUGCUGUUUUGUACUGUUAAGAGUUCUAGCUGAGAUAGUCAGUCGUGUUUUUGAGCACAAGCAUUUAGUUGUGGGUUGGUCAUCCAAUAUAUUUGCUUUCUUAAAAAACAAUAAACCACGUAGCAACUCCUAAACACAAGCAUUAAAAGCAUCUGCGACACAGGAACAAUCCCGAAAAGAAAUUCCAUUUCCCUGAAAAUCUUUGUAUUCUUUGAUUGUGUUUAUACUUUAUCAUUUCUGCCUUUGCUUUAUAAUUUUUAUACAAAGAAAAUAAGAAAAAAAACAUUCCUGCCUCUUCAUAGACACCUGUGGGCUCUGUAGAUGCCGUAAGAAACUCAUUAUGUGUGAUCUAAAUAGCAAGCCUGCUUCUCAUAUGUUCUUCCUUUCAUUUUCUUUGCAGAACUUGUAGUAUUGUGUUUUUGAACAAGAGGCUACUAGUGCAGUUUAUUUGGUGUGUUAAUUCAGGACCAGCUGUUGUGAGAGCAGAAACGAUGUUGCUCAGUCUUAACGUAUUUAAGAUAGUGUUAAAAAAAAAAAGUCUUGUGAUAUAAUUAGAGCUUUUGAUUUCCAGUGAGCAAAGAGAAAUUAUAACACAGGGAAUCUGAGGAACUUUCCUUUUUAAGAACAAAAAAAAAAUAGUUCAGUUCCUUGCGCAUUUAUUUAAAAGAAAGUCUUAUACCUUUUUGUAUGUAUUCAAAUCACAUCAUAUACAUACCAGCUGUGGAAUAUAAUUCAAAAUUUCCCCCCAAAAUGCAGCGUUUCCUAUGGAUGACUUGCAUAUUUAACUUUUUAGUUUUAUUUGGUUGUGAUUUGUGUCCCGAAAGUAUUAGGUUACUUUAAAAAAAUAAAUAAAUAAAAAUACAUAAAGUAAGAACACAGUGCAGGAAGUAUGUUUUUGAAAGUAUUUGUUUGACUUUGAAAUACAUGAUGUACAAUUACAAUUGCUGCUGAAUGACGUUGACGAGCUUGGGAGAAAAGUUUUUUUUUUUUUUUCUUGACUUUAAACAGUGCAUUGCCAAGAAACAAUAUUCUUUUCAGACACCAAAUCUUUCAUAGUGAAGUUUUGCAGGUGGUGCUUUAAUUACAAUGUGUUGGCCAUUCCAUGUGCUGCAAAAUAAACUCUGGACUUUUUCCUCUA